UACUUAUUAUAUUAUAUUUUAAAAAUGAAGAAGAAACAAUCAAAACGGAAACAAAGUAUGACUUUUAGUAUGUUGCCCCAUGGUAAGAUCUUCACAUAAAACUUAAAGAACAACACAUAGAACACAAAAUGGCAAAAAUCAAAAGGUUCAGAACUAGUACAUCGUACAACGAUUACAUAACGAUAAAAUGAAUAAGUUUUUUUAAAUAAUUAAAACCAUUUGAUCUUUGGUUGCACUAUUUACAGCAAAUUUCCUGUGAAUUUUAGUCAAUCAAAAUGCUCAUUUAAUGGGCUCAAUCAAAAGCUCAAUUUACCUGCUUUAUACCAUUAGAUAUUUUUUUUACCGUUUUUUGAUGUUUUGUGGUUGCAAGUGUUUGAAACGAGUUCGUUGAUUUGUUGAACUGAUUGGACUUAUUUUGUUUGUAAGUCGUUGGAUUUAGGUUAAAGAAAAAUCUUGUAGUUGUAAGAAUAAUUGAUGAUAUGAAUUGAAUGAUAGCCAUGGCCUAUUAUUUUUUUUACACUAGACUGCAAUUAAAUUGAUUCGUCAUCCUUUUUAUACGUCUGUGUUUUGCCAAAUAAACAAUCGUUAUAAAAGUUGGUGUUUAAUGAUCGUGUAGGUCCUAUAACAUAAAAAUCAACACUCUCUCACUCACACACAAACAAAGCUAAGAUUUGGCGAAAAAUGUAGCACAACUACAAGCUAUAGCGUUUGGAUGUCGGGAAUAUGUUGAGCCAUCGGUACUUGCUAACAUGCCACUUCCUGUACUAAAUACAUAGUCUUAUGUUUUUGUGAUUGAUUAAUUAUUUUAGGAUUCAAUUAAAGGAUUAUUUUACCAAUAUGUCAGAAUAGGAUGGCCUCAAACAUUCAAUAAUACCUCUUAUUGGUCCUGUAAAAGUUGCGGCUCGAAUGCUAGUCGGUGUUUAUAAAACAGUUAGGGACGUGCGUGUCUACACCUAUUCACAAUAUCUGUAUAUGUGUAGGUUGUGAUACUUAAGAUGGAGUGGAUGAUGAGCAAAGAUGUUUUCAAAGUAGCGAUUCCGUUUUAUUAUGAUUAUUUUAUGAUUAUUGCAUUAAUUAUGGACCUAUGGAAUAAUUACUUAAACGUUUUGUGGAAUGUUGUUAUAAGUGUAUCUUAAUGGCUUGAAAUAUCUGGGACUAUAAAUUUAUAUUGCACUCUUUUGUUUUAACAGUUGGUUUUAUUGCAUUGAAUGUCAUACGCGUGAUUAUAUUUGUCUGAGCGCCACAGGUGAUAGCGCAGAACGGAAGCAUGCGUUGUGGUGAUAUAGCAGCAUAAGUACACAGCUUUUAUUAAAUCAAAUAAUUUCACCUGUGAGAUCAGCAGCAGUCGAUUUUCGACCAUAAAAUAGCCGAGACUCGCAUGAAUAGUACAGUGUUUCAACAAAAGAUGUCGCGAGUUGUGCGCUGCUUUUGUUGUGUUGGUGUUAAAAUACGAUACACUGACUUGCGUAAAAGUGCUGCCCAUUCUUUUUGAAUGCUCACCAAUACCAGCAACAACUGUAUCAGUACAUUGCGUAUACGUACACGCCAUAAGCAAUCGAGAGUAAACAUACGCGAGAGCAAUCGGAAAAGGUUUUUUCUUGUGUUUAACAAUAGCAUAUGGGGUGCCCUACAGGAGAGAAUGCGAGAUAUAAGGUCGCUCUCUUUCAUGUAAACGGUGCUUCCACUCACUCUAACGUUGAUGUUCAGGUGUUCUUUCCUUGUCGAGCUAACAAGAAAUCUUUGGAUUGCGCAAGAGCGCCUUUAUUUAUCUCACACAGCAAAAGAAGCGCGUUUGCGGUGUGUUGUGCAAACACGCAAGUUCUAUGAUUUUGUUUUCAGUGUAAAGCUGAACUUCUUCAAGUAAAGACGAAAUUCGGGAAGUCGUAGCGCCACACACACUACGCAUACAUUAGCGUUCAACGAAGUGGGAGUGUAGGAAACGGAACGUGGCGAAGCAACGUGAACGAAAGCGUGGGGUGGUAGCGAGGGUGGAAUCAAACUAUGUGCAUCUGUUAACGCAGACGAGAAAGUUACUACAUGCUAAAAUCAGCACUAGUGGUGGAUAGAGAAGCUUGAAACAGAGUGUUGAAUUAUAAGUUUUGAUUGGGAAGCUUCCUUUGUUUUUGUUAAACAUGAAAUUGUGUGGUGUUAUCUGUGUGUUGCUCAAUAUUGUUGGUGAGGAUUUUUACUGAUGGUGUCCAAUUUAAUUUUUGGUUAAGUGAUACAUAAAUUAAAUUACAUAUGCUGUGAUACUUGCUAUUGUCGAAUUGUCUGAAAUUUCAUCAAAUAUUGAUUGGGAAAUCGUGUAGCUGAAAAAAUAACAUUGAUGCAUUAAUUUGAGCGAUUGCGAAGAAUAUUAUAGUGCUGCAUUAUUUGAAGUGCUUCAAAGUGUGUUUGUGUUGGCUUUUGGUUUUUAUAUUUUUUAUUGGUUGUACUGUUUUGUGAAAAAAUACAAAAAUUACUAUCACACUGCUGAAUCACCACUAUCCUCAUCACUCCUCUGACCUGGCGUGCGCAAUAUACCACGAUCCCCACGAUGUCACGGCAGGGUCGCACGCUGCUGCCGGGGCCUGGUGGGGGCAGCAUUCCCAUCCAAUGCAUGCGGUCGGAGCGGCUAUGUAUGGUGAGGAUACGACAGGGCAAACUGGUAUUGAUAGUCGCAGUCCUCCCGCCUCUAUGCACAACUCUUCAAACCACAAUAGUGCUGCCAGUCUUAUCGUACAACAACAGCAGCAACAACAGCAGCAACAACAGCAGCAAGUUGCAGCAGCUGCAGCCGCAGCAGCAGCGGCAGUGGCCCAACAACAGCAGGUGCAGGCUCAGUCUGCAGCACCUUCGCAAACACAGAAUACUUCUUCUUCGAACGCAUCCCAGCAGCAAAGUAGCGGAGGAGCAGUGGUAUCCCCAGCGACUCAAAUCGUUCCUCCAUCCGCUGCUAGUGAAUCACCGGGAAGCGUGAGUUCACAGCCAUCAGGUCCUAUCCAUAUACCAGCAAAACGUCCCGCGUUUGAUACAGAUACUCGGUUGAGGCAUUCAUAUCCCUGGGGCAACGACUCAGCGGCUGAUUACGCUUACCAUGCACAGUAUCCACCAUAUGCGUUGGCGACUGAUAUCAAACCAAUGUACUACCCUAGCUACCCAACUGAAGCCAAUUUUCAACCACACCCAUAUUAUCCUAAAUAUGAGCCAGAUGCCUAUAUUACAGCAUCGACUGAACGAUCACGUGGAGUCACAGGUGAUCAACCUUCUUUGCAGUCUAGCUACGAAUCAUACAACUCGUCUGGGUUGAGAUCGUAUUCAAGUGAAACAUAUCCUAAUCCUGGCUCCAGCUUAUCUGUUGGUGUCAGUGGUGUUGGUUCAUGCACACCUUCCAAUCCGCUUGAGUGGACAGGCAAUGUAACUGUGAGGAAGAAACGGAAGCCAUACUCUAAAUUCCAAACGUUGGAAUUGGAAAAAGAAUUCCUUUUCAAUGCAUACGUUUCAAAGCAGAAACGAUGGGAACUUGCUCGCAAUCUCAACCUUACUGAACGCCAGGUAAAGAUAUGGUUCCAAAAUCGGCGAAUGAAAAAUAAAAAAAACAGUCAGCGUCAAUCUGCGCAAGCAAAUAGUGGUAGUAGUAACAACAGUUCCAGUCAUAGCCAUUCCCAGGCGCAGCCUCAUCACAAUCCUCAUCAUAUAGGCCUAGGACUGGGAAUGUCAACACUACAUGGCUCUAAAAUGCAUCAGUGACCUUUCGAGCAACAACCACACCAAUCGAAAAUACACACACAGCAUAAUCAGCAAGAUUCUCAACAAACCUUUCAGCAACUUCAGUUGCAGCACCAACAUCAUUCAAAUUCGACAACAAUUCAUGACCAAGCACAGCAACAGACACAUUCACAUUCUCUGCAUUCUCACUUAAUUCAUCAACCAUCUUAUCAAUCCAACCCCCCAGAUAACCAGAUGAAACAGGAGCUUUGCGACACAAUUAAUGCGUCGAUGUGUAAUAAUUUUCCUCAUGCACCACCCAUAAACUAUCGACAGCAACAAUGAUUUAAAAUUUUAAACCAAUUCGCCACAUAUGAUAAUUCGGUAGUAGAAGAUGAUGUGCCGCUAUGGCAAAGUUAAUACGUAAAUGAAUCGAGUUUGAAAGAAGUGAGAAUAGAAGGACACAGGUAUAUUGAAAAGCCGAUCGCCAACAAUAUCCAGAUAUUGCAUAAAAAAGCAAGGAAACUCUGCGAACUAUGUAAAGGAAUCCACCGAAUAUAGAGCGACAGCGUAAGUUGCGUUUGCGAGGAGUAUUCUGGAAAAUCUGAAGUGUUGUUGGGACAGGUGUAAAUAAAUCUUAGGUAUGUAAGCUAUCCAGCCAGUGAGAAAUGUCCAAAAUUAAGACCGAGAGUGGGUUAUUUAAGCUAAGGGUUAAGGGAAAACGAAACUUUCAACGAAUCAUAAAUAACAGCACGAGGCAAUAUGAAGGGACAAGCGGAGCAACAGUCCAAUUAGGAAACUGUUUCGAGCAAUCAUAAUGUAGCCCUGUUGCUCGUGUCGGCGUAUGAAGUAAAUGAAGAGAGUAGUUGAAACAGGUAGUUCAUAAAGUAAUAUAAAUAUUUAAAAUCAAA
Molecule: messenger RNA, 4598 nt
Organism: Anopheles coluzzii
Lineage: Eukaryota; Metazoa; Arthropoda; Insecta; Diptera; Culicidae
Product: homeobox protein abdominal-B-like
Exons: 6
Coding region: 2596-3729 (377 amino acids)
Biological process (GO): regulation of transcription by RNA polymerase II; proximal/distal pattern formation; anterior/posterior pattern specification
Cellular component (GO): nucleus
Molecular function (GO): RNA polymerase II cis-regulatory region sequence-specific DNA binding; DNA-binding transcription factor activity, RNA polymerase II-specific
Source: RefSeq, a predicted model, not a curated record